Colletotrichum acutatum is the source of this 1062-nucleotide messenger RNA. Its product is annotated as phospholipase A2. Bases 1 to 1062 code for a protein of 353 amino acids. The transcript is spliced from 4 exons. Lineage: Eukaryota; Fungi; Ascomycota; Sordariomycetes; Glomerellales; Glomerellaceae. Gene Ontology annotation, molecular function: 2-oxoglutarate-dependent dioxygenase activity. The record is from RefSeq and is a predicted model, not a curated record.
AUGAGCUCGCAAGACCAGGCGGUCCCAGAGGACGAUCCCCUGGCCGAGCUCAUUACAACCUACAACGAGCUCAACGGCGCCCUGAUCGAGGAACUCGACGAGGAACCGAGCCCCCUCGAGUUCAUGCGCUACGUCGCCCGCAAUACACCCUUCGUCGUCCGCGGGGCCGCCUCCUCGUGGCAGUCGAAUAAGACGUGGGACAAGGAGUAUCUGCUGCGUAUGUUUAGAGAUCAGACUGUGAAUGUUGCCGUGACGCCUUUCGGUAAUGCCGACGCUCCAACCGACCAUGGAGGAAAUGUCGUUUUUGCGAAGCCACAUGAGGAGGAUCAGGACUUCGAAGAGUUUCUCAACUAUGUAACCAACCAAGAAAAGAGUAAAGAUGCGGCCUCAGAAGUCAGAUAUGCUCAAACACAAAACGACAAUCUCCGCAACGAAUACCUUCCCCUCUUCGCCCACGUACCCCCCUCCAUCCCCUUCGCCCGCAUCGCCCUCGACCGCGACCCGGACGCCAUCAACCUCUGGAUCGGCGCCUCCCGCUCCGUCACCGCCCUCCAUAAGGACAACUACGAAAACAUCUAUGUCCAGGUCCGCGGCCGCAAACACUUUGCCCUCCUUCCACCCUGUUGCCACCCUUGCGUCAACGAGACGGCCCUCGCGCCCGCGACGUAUUCUCGUCGGGGAGGAAAAGAUGGCGACCUGGUGUUGAAUACGGACCGGGACGCCAAAGACAGUAAAGCAGAAGGAGGAGACGAAAAGGCAACAUCAAACACCAUCCCCUUUGCGACGUGGGAUCCGGAUCAGCCGCAGGUCAACGCAACGCCCUACUCUCACCUCGCCGAGCCCGUCCGCGUCACGCUGGAGCCGGGCGACAUGCUCUACCUCCCCGCCAUGUGGUACCACAAGGUUUCCCAGUCCUGUCCAGAAGACGGAGAAGGCUUCGUCCUGGCCGUCAAUUACUGGUACGACAUGGAAUUCAGCGGUCCGUUAUACCCCCUCAUCGCGUUUGUGAGGAACGUCAGUCUCAAGACAGCACCGGCAACUUCACAGGGCGAGAGAACAUAG